UAUCAAUCCAAAUUGUAUUCUUUCGCAAUCAUAUAUUUUCAGAUAUUCUCCAAAAGAUGGACACGUCUGUGAAGCCUUGUGAUGAUUUUUAUCAAUACAGUUGCGGAGGUUUUGUUAAGCAGAACUACAUUCCUGAUGACGAAAACUCACUGCAAUCUUUCAAUUUGGUGGGCAUUGAAGUUCAGAACCAUCUCAGAGGCUUAUUGGAGGACAAUGGUUUGAAGAAAAAUCAUUCCGAGGUAAGAACGAUUUAUACCAGCGACGGGCUAUUCGUUGUUAAUGUUGUCGUUAACGUUGUUGUCGUUGUUGUCGUUGUCGUUGUCGUUGUUGUUGUUGUCGUUUUCGUUUUCGUUUUCGUUGUCGUCGUCGUUGUCGUUCAAAACAAGUUAUUUUUUUCGUUCAACUUAUUUUUUUUCGUUCUACAGUUCCCAAAUUCAGCCGUAUCAAAAGCAUUCAACUUCUACAGUUCGUGUAUGAACAUUAGCCACAUAGAGAAAGCUGGUCAGGUUCCUAUAGGAAAGUUGGUCGAGAACUUUGGUUCCAGUCCGAUGUUGCAAGAAAACUGGACUCAGACGAACUGGAAUCUGGAACGGACUCUGGGUCGAGUGAUGGGUAAUCUCGGACUUGGCGUGCUGGUAGCAUUGGACGUAUCUACUUCGUUAUUCAAUACUUCUCAUCGCUCGCUCGGUGUAAGUAGAGAUUCGUAAGGAUUUUGCCUUGUCGUGAUUAAGUUAUAAGCUAGUUUUUGGUUUGUAAUUUAUUUUACUCACUGGGGCCGGUAGUUCAAAACUGGGUUAGCUUAACCCUAAGUUAACGUAAAAUUCAAAGCAAACUUCCUGACAGCUUGUCUAUAGAUUUGGAAAUAUUUCUUCAGAGAUCUUGUCUGGAUCGAUAGGAGUUUACUUCUCUGAAGUUUUGAAAUAAGCAGAGUGCAGAAAUAUGCAAACUAAAACAGCAGGUUAAAUUUGAACCCAGGGUUACCGCUAAUCCACCUUUGAACAACUGGCCCCUGUUGUUAAACGACACUUUAUUCCAUUGGAUAGUUUAGUAUUUUAGAAGACGUUCUUGGAGGGAAAAUUACCAAUUUAAAUUAUGUACACCCUCAGUAAAAUCAUAAAAAAUAAUUUUCAAAAAAUUUCUAAAAAAAACAUAAACAAUUCACCAAAAAAUACAAAGAAUGAAAAAAAAAUACAACGACUGAAAGAAAUAUAUGCAUGCACGCAGCAAUCCCUCGCCCAUUCUUAACGACGCUACUUAGAAAGCACAGUAGUUGCUAUGGUAACAUGAAAUUCUUAUUUAAUUUUAAAUCAUGUUUGGGAACUACAAAAUAGGAUUUAUUUUAAUUUAAAAUUGGUUUCAAAACUUUGAUAAAUGGUUGGUUGGCCUAGGGAGCACAAAAAUAGUGUUGCUGACAAAAAUUCAUUCGUGCAUGUUUUCGAAAUUGUCUCGAAACCAUAUUUAAUAACUGAACCAUCUAUAAUAAUAUACAUGAUAAAAUUUCUCAAUUCUGAUUGACUAAGAGCAGCGCAAUUCUUUCGAAAUACAGUGCCAAAAAGUGAAAUACACUGCAAAAAGUGAAUAUGAUUCUUUUUUCUGUGUUGGUGUUAUGUACUCAGGUGAAUAUGAUGUUUGUGAUGUCACUCUGAGUGCACAUUCACACCGGGCAAGCUUGAAAAAUAUGCCUGGUCACGGUGGGAAUCGAACCUACGACCUUUGGAACACUAUAGCCCAAUGCUCUGCCAACCGAGCACGCGGUCAGGUCGGUUCGAGUAUAUGAUAUUUCGGAACUAGAUAUAACAUCACAAACAUCAAAAAGUGCACGAAUAAUACAAAAAAACAAACAUUAUACGUCUGACAAAAUUUUCUAAUAAAAUUGUUUAUAUUAAAAUUAUCUAUUUCGCAUGUAACCUACACAUGGACAUGACUGCAUAAUUUUUUCAAAUAUGUUAUUAAUAAGUAAUUGUAAUUAAUCGUGAGUUUUCUUUGAAAAACUCACUCGUGCAUGUUCUUUUCCAAAUUGCACUCGAAACCAUAUACCAUUACCUAUACUAAUGAAUCAUAUUUAGCAAAUGCCUUAAUAAUAACGUCCAACGGAUUGUUUACCGGCUAAACUAAUGAAUGGAUCGUACUUAUACUCUGCAAUAAUUGAAUGUGUCUGUAUUUCUUUAGAUUGGUGGCGGGGUCAGUGGUCUAGGAGAAAAAUUGUCUCAACAAAUUCAACGUGUUGAUGCGACACAG
Molecule: messenger RNA, 2238 nt
Organism: Paramuricea clavata
Lineage: Eukaryota; Metazoa; Cnidaria; Anthozoa; Malacalcyonacea; Plexauridae
Source: the annotation of a GenBank genome assembly